Messenger RNA from Chionomys nivalis (European snow vole), 841 nucleotides. It is a transcript of the gene Dpm2, whose product is annotated as dolichyl-phosphate mannosyltransferase subunit 2, regulatory. Gene Ontology annotation, cellular component: endoplasmic reticulum membrane; dolichol-phosphate-mannose synthase complex. Gene Ontology annotation, molecular function: enzyme regulator activity. The record is from RefSeq and is a predicted model, not a curated record. The coding region runs from base 54 to 308 and encodes 84 amino acids. Gene Ontology annotation, biological process: GPI anchor biosynthetic process. NCBI's taxonomy places the organism in Eukaryota, Metazoa, Chordata, Mammalia, Rodentia, Cricetidae. The transcript is spliced from 4 exons.
GUUCUCAACCAGGAACCGGAUGUGUCCUGUUGCUCCGGCGAAACACUGGGGAGAUGGCCACCGGGACAGACCAAGUGGUGGGAUUUGGCCUCGUCGCCGUUAGCCUGAUCAUCUUCACUUACUACACCACUUGGGUGAUUCUUUUGCCAUUCAUCGACAGCCAGCAUGUCAUCCACAAGUACUUCCUGCCCCGUGCCUACGCUGUCCUUAUCCCACUGGCCACAGGCCUCCUGCUGCUCCUGUUUGUGGGAUUGUUCAUUACCUAUGUGAUGCUGAAGAGCCAGAGGGUGACCAAGAAGGCUCAGUGAAGGGCCAGCGAUGAGGCUUCCAGAACCACCUUCAUAUUUCCUCCAGGGAAGAGGCCAAAGGUCACAGCCUGCGAGACAGCCUGGCUGUGCUGCAGCCCUCUUUGGGAGGUGGGACAGCUUCCAAGUCAGCUCUGACAAACUGGAACCCUCUCCCCUCUUACUUGUCCUUCCAGAAGCCAAGAGGAAGGUUGAUUGGGAAACCUCUCUCUCAUUCCCUUUGGGCUCAGGCCAGAACAUGGCUGGUCCUGUCCACCUCACAGUCCAAGCUCCCUGCCACUCCCACAGGGUCCUCUCGUCUGUGUUCCUCUUGUCAUGUGCUGAUAGACACAGCAGGCUCCACGGUUGUGCGCAGCCUCCCCGCCUCCUGGACAAACCCUGUCCCUUCAUAUGGCAGCUCUCUGUGUCUGACACUGUCCAGACUCCAUGAGGACUUCUGGACCCAGAAAGCCCUAGGGAAAGACUGACAGACCACAGAACCCAGGCAGCCACCCCAGAUCCCAGCUGGCCUGUUUGGGAAGAUUUACAAAUAAACG